CGUUGGAUGGAGUUGGGGGACUGAUUCCUGCCUGAAGGGAAGGGGAUUCAAUGAGCGAAGAAAGUUUUUGUUUCAGCAGCAGCAGCUUCAGGAGCAGCGACUUCCAGCGCUCUCAGUUCCAUUGCAUCUCUGUGCCGCACACUGUGGGCUGCCACUCGCCCCUGAGCCCCCUGCAGUCGCCAAUGUUGGGGUGAGACUUAGCCAGGCAGCCCUACUCCCCGCAAUACAGAGGGGGAUACACACACAGCUGUGGGUGCCGCUGCUGCUUUGCCUGUUGGAUGCGCACAGCCCCCUGGCACUGGGAUGAGUAGUGGGACGUCUCUACCAGGCGCUCCCAGCUUUGUGCGCUGAAGGGGUUCGUACGGAUAAUGCGGGGAUCCCUAGUGCGGAGGAGUUUGGCGCACACAAAGGGUCGGUGACCCGAGCGAGCAAGGAACCAGCGCAGAGGGACACCUAUAGCCCCAGCGGCUCUGCGGGAACUGGCGCAGCUCCGAUCCACAAGUAACUGACCAGCUGCGCAGCGCACUGCGGGAUGCUCCAUACAGUCUGGAACCCUCACCACAAGGCGCUAUAAAUGAAGUGCUACUGUAACCUGAGGGAACGCUGCAUUUACUGGGGUUGCCUUACUCCUGCUCAGUUGUAGCUAAUCCACCCAAGGAAUUUCUGCACCACUGCUUGGAUUUAUAAUUUUGGAGGAAUUUUGGUUCAAAGAUCCUGGAAUAGCAGAAUGAGCCUUUUAACAGGAGUGACUUCUCCCUUUAACAUAGUUACUCAGAUGUGUCUGCUGGUAUCGCUGCUUCUGCUGCAAGUUCCUGGGGUUUUAUGCAGCUCCCAGCCAAGGCAGGUCUUUCAGGUAUUGGAGGAACAACCUCCAGGGACAUAUGUGGGGACUAUCAGCACCAAACCUGGCUUUACCUACCGGCUUAGUGAAUUCCACGUCCUGUUUAGCAUUAACUCCACUACAGGUUCCAUCUACACCACCUCAAAUAUUGACAGAGAGAGUUUGAUCAGUGAUGUUAUCAACCUGGUGGUGCUCUCCAGCCAGCCAACCUACCCAACAGAAGUGCGGAUUACUGUAUUAGAUAUCAAUGACAACUCACCUGUUUUCCCAGAGCCCUCCAUUGUAGUUUCCUUUAAGGAAGACACACAGGGUGGGCGCCAAGUCAUACUGGACACUGCUACAGACUCUGAUGCUGGCACUAACGGUGUAGAUCAUCGCUCCUAUCGUAUUGUAUCAGGUAACCAGGAUGGGCGCUUCAAGCUGGGCAUUACAGUUAACCCAAGUGGGGAGGGGGCUUUUCUUCACCUGAUGUCCCAAGGUCCCUUAGACAGAGAGACCAAUCCAUGCUAUUAUCUGCUGGUGGAGGUGGAGGAUAAAGGGACUCCCAAAAGAUUAGGUCACCUUCAAGUUAAUGUAACUGUGCAAGAUAUUAAUGACAACCCACCAGUUUUCAGCAGCUCCCAGUACCAGGCCAAGAUAGAGGAAGACUCCCCAGUAGGUUCAAGCGUUUUAAAAGUGGAGGCCACUGAUAGAGAUGAAGGCCCUAAUGCUGCAAUCAGGUAUCAACUUGCAGAAGGUACCCCUUUUCAAAUAGAUCCAGAAAGUGGCCUUGUAACUAUUAGGGAACCCCUGGAUUAUGAGAGCCGGCGGCAAUACACCCUCAGCAUCCAGGCCAAAGAUCUUGGUACCCCACCACUCACCGGCCGCUCAGAGGCACUGGUCCGCCUAAUUGAUGUAAAUGAUAAUGACCCAGUAGUAAAAUUCCGCUAUUUCCCUGCUACCUCCCGCUAUGCAUCAGUUGAUGAGAAUGCUCAAGUUGGGACAGUGGUGGCUUUGCUUACUGUCACCGAUGCAGACUCUCCUGCUGCAAAUGGUAAUGUUACAGUUGCUAUCCUGGGAGGCAAUGAACAGCGCCAUUUUGAAGUGCAGACUUCUAAAGUCCCUAACCUCAGCCUCAUCAAAGUGGCCAGUUCUCUUGACAGAGAAAGAAUUCCUUCCUACAACCUGACAGUUAGUGUGUCAGAUCAGGGUCAUCCCAGGCCCCGCUCCUCAGUGGCCAGCUUAGUCAUAUAUGUUAAUGACAUCAAUGACCACCCUCCAGUUUUCCAGGAGCCACAUAGUAAAGUAGAGAUCAGUGAGGAUUUGCCCCCUGGAUCCUACAUUUGUGGGGUUUCUGCUUCUGAUGGGGAUACAGGAUUAAAUGCCAAUCUGCGAUACUCUAUUGUGUCUGGAAACAAGCUGGGAUGGUUCUCUAUUAGUGAAAACAGCGGACUGGUAACUAGUACUUCAGCACUGGAUCGUGAAAUAGCUCCACAACUGCUCUUAAAUAUCAGUGCUCGGGACCAGGGGCCACAGCCUAAAACAAGUUAUGCCACACUCCUUGUCAACCUUCUGGAUGUUAAUGAUCAAAAACCCACUUUUACUGGUAUCAAUGUAAAUGGGCACUUGGUAUCUUUGCCAGAAAAUUCUUUGGUUGGCACUGAAUUGCUCAUGCUCAAGGCUACUGAUGGUGACCUAGGGGACAAUGGAACCAUUCGCUUCUACUUUGAUGCUGAUAACCCUAGCCAGUGCCAGGGAUUAUUUCGGCUAGACCCUUUGUCUGGCAAAUUGAGUAAUCGGGCAGAUCUGGACAGAGAGCAGCAGGAUCGCUGCACUUUACAGAUUUUGGCAACUGAUCUUGGCACCCCUCCCCUGUCUUCCACAGCCAAGGUCAUUGUUUCUCUGUUGGAUGUAAAUGACAAUAGCCCAGUUUUUUAUCCAGUGCAGUACUUUGCCAACAUACAGGAGAAUGAACCACCUGCUAGUUUUGUGGCCACUGUCACAGCUUCUGACCCAGACCUGGGCAUCAAUGGCACAAUCAGAUAUUCUAUUAGAGCUGGGGACACAUCAAAAUUUCAGGUUCAUCCUGAGACUGGAGCAAUCUCUACAAAAGCAGCCCUUGACAGAGAAGAAAAAACAGCCUACCAGCUCCAGGUGGUGGCCACAGAUGGUGGGGGGCUGCAGUCCCACAAUCAUGCCAUAGUCACCAUCACUGUGUUGGACACUCAGGAUAAUCCCCCAUCCUUCUCCCAGGGCUCAUAUAGUUUUGUUAUGUUUGAAAAUGUGGCAGUAGGUUAUAAUGUGGGAACGGUUGUAGCUACCACUAUAGAUCUUAAUACUAAUAUCACUUACCUGGUAACUACAGGUGACCAAAAGGGGGUCUUUACUAUUGACAGAUCCACAGGGCUAAUCAUGACUGCAAGUGUGGUAGAUAGGGAGGAGCAAGACUUUUACCAAUUGAAAGUGGUGGCCAGUGGUGGGGCUGUAACUGGGGAAGCUAUUGUUAACAUCACAGUUAAAGACUUAAAUGACAAUUCCCCUCACUUUGUAAAUGCAGUCGAAAAUGUCAAUGUGGUUGAGAACUGGAAAACGGGUCACAUCAUUUUUCAGGCCAAGGCCGUAGACCCCGAUGAAGGUGUCAAUGGUAGGGUAUCCUACAGCUUAAAGCAAAAUCCUCAAAGCUUGUUUUAUGUUGAUGAGGUUACUGGUGCUGUGAGCCUUACUGGGCCACUAGAUGUUGAUACUGGCUCAUACCAAGUAGAAAUUAUAGCAUCAGAUAUGGGGGUACCACAGUUAGCUUCUAGCUUCAUCUUAACCAUCUCAGUGCAUGAUGUCAAUGACAACCCCCCUGUCUUUGAUCAGCUCUCUUAUGAAGUGACCCUGUUAGAGUCAGAACCAGUAAAUUCAAGAUUCUUUAAAGUUUACGCUACUGAUAAAGAUUCAGGGCUCAAUGGAGAGAUUACAUAUUCUAUAAUUCACGGAAAUGUGGGUGAGGCCUUUGGUAUAUUCCCAGAUGGCCAACUCUAUGUAAAGAGUGAACUGGACAGAGAGGUUAAGGAUUUGUAUAUUUUGCAGGUCUCUGCCUCAGACAGAGCUGUUGAGCCUCUCAGCACUACUGUGAAUGUUACAAUAAUACUGGAGGACGUUAACGACAAUAGACCAUUGUUCAAUAGCACCAAUUAUGUUUUCUAUUUUGAGGAGGAAAACAGUGGGGGGUCAUUUGUUGGGAGAAUCUAUGCUGUGGACAAGGACUCUGGUUCCAACGGUGAAAUAAUGUAUGCUUUUGAAACCAUGCAGCCUGACUUUGAACUGAACACGGUUACUGGGGAGAUUACAAGUACCCAUCAGUUUGACAGAGAGGCUCUCAUGAGGCAGAGGGGGGCUGCAGCAUUCACCCUUAAAGUAACCUCCACAGAUUUAGGUUUGCCAAAGCCACUCAAAGAUCAAGCCACUGUGCAGAUUUACAUAAGAGAUAUCAAUGAUAACCACCCUAAAUUUUCUAAAGACUUAUAUCAAGCUAGCAUAUCUGAAUUGGCUUCUAACAUGACCCAGGUGCUAAGGGUGUCUUCAUCUGAUGUGGAUGAGGGCAAUAAUGGUUUGAUAAGCUAUUCUAUUAUGAAGGGGAAUGAGGAGAAGCACUUUACAAUGGACAGUAGCACAGGGCAAGUGGCACUGGUGGGCAGAUUGGACUAUGAAGCCACAGCCUCUUAUUCUCUGAUCAUUCAGGCUGUUGAUUCUGGGGCAGUUCCAUUGAGUGCAACCUCCACCUUAAGCAUUGAGGUCCUGGAUGAAAAUGACAACAGUCCUUCUUUCCCCAAAGCCGCCUUAUUUGUGGAUGUUGUGGAGAACAUGAGAGUUGGGGAGCUGGUGUCCUCUGUGACAGCUACUGACUCUGAUUCUGGGGACAAUGCAGAUAUUCACUAUAGCAUCACAGGGACUAACAACCAUGGCACUUUCAGCAUUAGUCCCAACACUGGCAGCAUUUUCCUUGCCAAGAAGCUGGAUUUUGAAACCCAGGCGCUGUACAAGCUGAACAUCACUGCAAAGGACAAGGGCAACCCCCCUCGUUCGAGCACCAUGUCCGUGAUUAUAAAGGUGAGAGACUUCAAUGACAACCCACCCUCCUUCCCUGCAGGUGACAUCUUCAAAUCGGUGGUAGAGAACGUUCUCAUUGGCACCUCCAUACUGACUGUCACUGCCACCGAUCCCGAUGCUGAUAUCAAUGGGCAGCUGACAUAUACUAUUAUCCAGCAGAAGCCAAGGGGCAACCACUUUGUCAUUGACGAGGUGAGAGGCACCAUCUAUACCAACGCGGAGAUAGACAGGGAGUUCGCCAACCUGUUUGAGCUGACUGUGAGAGCCAGUGACCUGGCGGUGCCUCUGGAGUCCAGAAAAUAUGCCUUAAAGAAUGUCACCAUCUUAAUAAGCGACCUCAACGACAAUGUGCCCACAUUUGUGUCCCAAAACGCCUUUGCUGCAGACCCUUCACUAGCGAUCGGAUCGGUUUUGUCCACCAUUACAGCGUUUGAUCCCGAUGAAGGGUCCAAUGGAGAGAUCGAGUAUGAGAUCAUUAGCGGAGACACCGAGACCUUCAUAGUGGAUCGCUACAGCGGGGACCUAAGGGUCGCCGCCCCCAUGCUGCCCUCUCACCUUAUCUACAGCCUGAUAGUGGCUGCCACUGACUUGGGCGCUGAGCGGAAAGCCACCACCACGGAGCUCACUAUUAUACUGGAAGGCCAAGAUGGCCCGGUGUUCUCGCAACUCAAGUACAUCACGAUCCUCAAAGAGGGAGAACCGGUCGGUACCAAUGUGAUAAAUAUUGAAGCUGCCAGCCCCCGCGGUACCGACUCGGUGGUGGAGUAUUUCAUUGUGUCGGUCAGAUGCGAGGGCAGGACAGUGGGACGGUUAUUUACUAUUGGGCGCAACACUGGUGUCAUCCAAACAGCAGCAGUGCUGGACCGGGAGCGGGGGGCCCGACUGUACCUGGUGGAUGUAUAUGCCAUAGAGAAGGAGGCCAGCUUGCCCAAAACCCAGAGAGCCCAGGUGGAAAUUACACUGCAAGAUAUUAAUGAUAACCCACCAGUGUUUCCCACGGAUAUACUUGAUCUCACUGUGGAAGAAAACGUAGGAGAUGGCUCGAAAAUAAUGCAGCUGACAGCCACAGAUGCUGACGAGGGCCCUAAUGCUCUGGUGACCUACACCAUCAUAAGUGGUGCUGAUGAUAGCUUCCGCAUCGACCCUGAAUCAGGAGACCUGAUUGCCACAAAACGCCUAGACAGAGAACGCCGUUCUAAAUAUUCCCUACUUGUUCGAGCUGAUGAUGGGCUUCAGUCCUCCGACAUGAGAAUCAAUAUCACUAUUAGUGAUGUGAAUGACCAUAUACCCAAGUUUUCAAGGGCAGUGUACUCAUUUGAUGUGGCAGAAGAUACAAUACCAGGUUCCAUAGUUGCUGCAAUAUUAGCAACUGAUGAUGAUUCUGGUGUCAAUGGAGAAAUCACGUACGCUGUUAGCGAUGAUGAUGACGAUGGAAUAUUCUUUCUGAACCCAGUUACUGGUGUGUUCAAUGUAACGCGUGCUUUAGAUUACGAAUUGCAGCAGUAUUACGUUCUCACAGUUUGUGCACAAGAUGGAGGUGGCCAAGACUCAUGUGUAAGGGUUUAUUUCAACAUCCUGGAUGUAAACGACAAUCCCCCAGUUUUCAGCCGAAAUUCCUACAGUGCUUCGGUAAUGGAAAAUCUGCCUCCAGGCUCAACAAUUCUCACAUUUAAUGUCACAGAUGCCGAUGAUGGAUUCAACUCCAAAUUAUCAUACACCAUAUCUUCUGGAGACAGUAUGGGACAAUUUCAAGUCAGUAAAGAUGGCACCCUAAGUGUGCUUCAACUCCUGGAUCGUGAAACCCAAUCCUUCUACAGUUUAGUUGUUCAAGUGCAUGAUAUGGCUCCCCCACCUGCACCUAGAUAUACCAGCUCAGUUGAAGUAUCUAUAAUUCUGUUGGAUGUUAAUGAUAACCCACCAAGCUUUAUUUCCCCAAAGCUGACAUAUGUCCAAGAGAACACACCCACAGACACAGUUGUAUUUAGGGCACAAGCUACUGACCCAGACAGUGGUCCAAACUCUUAUAUCCAGUAUUCAUUACUUGGUUCCCUGGGUAACAAAUUCAGUAUUGGCAUCAUUGAUGGGGAAGUGCGUCUCACUGGAGAACUGGAUCGAGAAGACAUUUCUAAUUACACUCUAACAAUUAUAGCAAAAGACAAAGGGGAACCUUCACUUUCUUCCAGUAUGGAUAUGAAUAUUAUAGUGCUUGAUAUCAAUGAUAACAGCCCACACUUUUCACAGAGACACUUUAAAGUAGAGAUCAGUGAAAGCACCUUAACUGGUACAGACCUUAUUCAGCUCAUUGCUUCAGAUGCAGAUGAAGGCAUAAAUGGAAUGGUUCGCUAUGCUAUUAUUGAUGGUAAUCCAAGCAAUGAAUUUAGGAUCGAUUCAGUAACAGGUGUCCUCUCAAUUGCCAGACCAUUGGAUCGAGAGAGAAAGUCUUCUUAUACUCUUAAAAUUCAAGCAUCGGACCGGGGAAGCAGCCCUCGUAGCGACACAGCAACUGUCAGCAUACUUUUAAGUGAUAUCAAUGAUGUUGUCCCUAAAUUUGAGCUAUCACCCUAUACUGUUAGUGUUCCUGAAAACCUGGAGACUCUUCCAAAGAUUAUCCUUCAGGUUGUAGCAAGAGAUGAUGAUCAAGGACUUAACAGCAGAUUAACAUACUCCUUGGCUUCUGGCAAUGAAGAUGGAGCAUUCACAUUGUCAUCUAGUGGACAGCUAAGCCUUAUAAAAAGUUUGGAUCGGGAAGUAAAGGAGUGGUACAGCUUACUAAUCACAGCUACAGAUGCAGGAUUUCCAGCUCUAACUGGGACAGGCACCAUCUCAAUACAAGUGGAAGACAUCAAUGACAACAAACCUACAUUUGCAUUAAACCACCACUUUAUAACUAUUCCAGAAGAUGCCCCGACAGGAACAGAUAUUCUCAUGGUAAACUGCUCGGAUUCCGAUGCUGGCCAGAAUGGUGUUAUACGCUACAGCCUCAAUGGCGGCAAUUCUCAGUUUACGAUUAACCCAUCGACUGGUCAGAUCAUCAGCAGCUCGCUGUUAGACAGAGAGGCGAAGGACCACUACACCUUGCUAGUCAUUGCCACUGAUGGAGGAAGUCCUCCCCUGACAAGCACAACAAACGUGACAGUCAAUAUUCGAGAUGUAAAUGAUAAUCCACCAAGAUUUUUGCAUCACCCCUAUGUGACCCACAUCCCUUCCCCCACAACAGCAGGCUCUUUCGUGUUUGCAGUGACAGUAACAGAUGAAGAUAUUGGUUCCAAUGCCGAGUUGCAUUUUUCUCUGAAGGGUCGAAAUUCAGAAAAAUUUCACAUUGAUCCACUACGUGGUGCCAUCAGAACUGCAGGUGCAAUAGAGGGGGCUUCUGAAAUCACCUUUUCAGUCCAUGUUAGAGAUGGAGGUCUCAACUCUAAGACAGACUUAACCACAGUGACAGUGAGAUUUGCUAACAAAGCUGACUUCCCACUGAUUCGAGCUGAUCGCAAGACUUUCACUUUUCCAGAGAAUCAAGAAGUGGGCACGCUUGUUUCAACCAUCUUUGGCUCUUCAUCAAGAGGUGGCUCCUUGUCUUUUUAUAUUGCUAGUGGCAAUUUUGGCAACACCUUUCAUAUUGAUGAACUAAAUGGACAACUGUAUAUCAAAAAUCCACUGGACUUUGAAACCAUGCCAAAAUAUGAACUCUGGGUUGAAGCAAGAGACAUGGGCUUUCCUCCAUUUUCUUCUUAUGAGAAAUUAGAAAUAACUGUUUUGGAUGUCAAUGACAAUCAACCACAGUUUAAACAAGACCCUUUUAUAGCAGAAAUAAUUGAAAAUCUGUCCCCACGCAAAAUACUGACAAUUUCAGCUGAGGAUAAAGACAGUGGCUCCAAUGGGCAGGUUGAAUAUACAAUAUUUGAUGGUAAUAAAGAGGCUUUUUUUAGUAUUAAUCGAGUUAAUGGUGAGAUUAGAAACACCCGACAACUAGAUAGAGAGAAAGCAUCUCAAUAUACUUUAUCUGUUAAAGCUUCUGAUAAAGGUUCCCCUGCAAGGAGCUCUAUAGUAAAAGUCAUUAUUUAUGUUUUAGAUGACAAUGACAAUGCUCCAAGAUUUUCUCAGAUAUUUAGUGCUUUUGUUGCUGAGAAUGCUGUUUUGGGUUGUUUUGUUACACAAGUUACUACUUCCGAUGAAGACGCUGGUGCAAAUGCAAUUAGUCGAUACACCAUUGCAGAUACAAGCCUUCCUUUUCAUAUCAAUCUCAAUACAGGAGUUAUUACAGUAAGCAGGCCUCUGAAUAGGGAGGAUAAUGAUCGGUAUAUUGUGCGAGUGUCUGCACAUGAUUCUGGAUGGACAGUAAGCACAGACGUGACAAUAUUUGUAACUGAUGUUAAUGAUAAUGCCCCCAGAUUCAGUAAACCAUCCUAUUAUUUAGACUAUCCAGAAACACUGGACAUUGGUUCCAAAGUAACCCAAGUAUUUGCAACAGAUUCAGAUGAGGGUCUCAAUGGGCACGUAUAUUACUUUAUUAAAUCCCAGUCUGAAUUAUUCAGAAUCAACUCGACUACAGGAGAAAUUUUUAAUAAGCAGCAUUUAAAGUAUCAAAACCCGAGUGUUUCAGGCAAUAUAAAUAUCAACAGGCACAGUUUUAUUGUAAGUGCUUCUGACAGAGGCAGUCCUCCUAUUAUGAGUGAAACUACAGUGUCAAUCAAUAUUGUGGACAGCAAUGACAAUGCCCCCAAAUUCUCGUCAACAAAAUACUUUACUCCUGUUUCAAAGAAUGCUAAAAUUGGAACAAAAUUAAUCAAGGUCACAGCAGUUGAUGACAAGGAUUUUGGACUUAAUUCUGAAGUGGGAUAUUCUCUAUCAACUGAAAACAUCCAUGGAAAGUUCCAAAUAGACAAAGAGACUGGCUGGAUUACAGUGGCUUCAUCUUUAAUGAUGGAUAUUAAUAAGAACUAUAUGAUUAAAGUUUUCGCUAAGGACAAAGGCAACCCCCCCUUGUCAUCACAAGCACUGGUUAAUAUAACUGUCACUGAGGAAAAUUAUCAUACCCCAGAAUUUUCUCAAAGCCAUGUGAGUGUAACUGUUCUGGAAAGCCUUAGUGUAGGAACUGUUAUAAGAACCAUCUCAGCAAGGGACAGAGAUGCUUCCAUGAAUGGAAUAAUAGCAUAUAAUAUAUCUUCAGGAAAUGAAGCUGGCCUUUUUGCUAUUAAUGCAUCCACAGGUGCCCUGUCUCUUUUAAAGAAUCUGGAUUAUGAACUGUGCCAAAAACAUGACUUAACCAUUAGUGCUGUUGAUGGGGGAUGGGUGGCAAAGACAGGCUAUUGUGUUGUUACAAUUUACGUUAAAGAUGUAAAUGAUAAUCCUCCUAUUUUCAAGGCUGAUGAAUAUUUCCCUAGUGUUAUGGAAAAUGCUCCAAGUGGGACAACUGUGAUACGCUUAAAUGCAACAGAUGUAGAUUCUGCUCCAAAUGCAGUUAUUGCAUAUUCUGUGCAGUCUUCAGAUAGUGAUCUUUUCGUGAUCGACCCAAACACAGGGAUAAUCACAACCCAAGGCUUUCUGGACUAUGAAACAAAGCAGCAUUAUCAUCUAACUGUAAAAGCAUUUAAUGUGCCUGAUGAGGAGCGAUGUAGUUUUGUCACAGUGACUGUUCAGUUAGAGGGAGCCAAUGAGUAUGUGCCCAGAUUUGUAUCAAAGUUGUAUUAUUUUGAAGUUUCUGAAGCUGCUCCCAAAGGUACUGUUGUUGGAGAAGUGUUUGCAAGUGAUCGUGAUGGAGGUAUUGAUGGAGAUGUUCACUAUUUAAUCUUUGGCAGCAGCAGGAAAAAAGGUUUCCAGAUCAACAAGAAGACAGGGAAGAUCUCAGUGUCAGGCAUUCUAGACAGGGAAAAAGAAGAAAGAAUCUCCUUGAAAAUUAUAGCUAAAAAUGUUGGAAGUAUCCGAGGGGCUGACAUUGAUGAAGUAAAUGUUAACAUUACUAUACUUGAUGCCAAUGAUCCUCCUGUCUUUAGUUUAAAAGUAUAUAAUGUUCAGAUCAGUGAAGGGGUAACCCCAGGUACUCAUGUUACUUUUGUAAGUGCCUUUGAUUCUGAUUCCGUUCCCAGCUGGAGCAGAUUUUCAUACUUUAUUGGCUCUGGAAAUGAUAAAGGUGCCUUUGCCAUUAAUCCACAAACAGGGCAGGUCACUGUUACCACAGAACUGGAUAGAGAGAUGACCCCCCUGUAUAACCUUACAGUGUUAGCCAUUGACUCAGGAUCACCAUCUGCUACAGGAAGUGCUGCUCUUUUGGUUACUUUAGAUGAUAUCAAUGACAAUGGACCAACUCUGUCUACGACCAAAGGAGAAGUCAAAGAAAACUACAGAGCAGGAACACAUGUGAUGACUUUACAGUCAACAGAUUUAGACCUUCCUCCAAAUCAAGGUCCAUUUAGUUAUUAUCUCCUCAGUACUGGGCCUGCUACCAGUUAUUUUAGCCUCAGCCCUGGAGGAAUUCUCACCACAACUAGAGAGAUUGAUAGAGAACAAAUCAAUGAGUUUUUCUUAUCAGUUGUCACAAGAGAUUCAGGGUUUCCACAGAUGUCUUCCACGGGAACUGUUCACAUAACGGUGACAGAUCAGAAUGACAACCCUUCCGAACCCAGGGCUGUGGAUAUUUUUGUACAUUAUUAUGGAAACCUCUUUCCUGGUGGAACUCUAGGCAGUGUAAAGCCUCAAGACCCAGAUGUGUUGGAUAGUUUCCAUUGUUCUCUAACCUCAGGAGUGACAAGCCUAUUCAAUAUUCCAGCUGACAGUUGUGACCUAAAUUCUCAAUCAAGAUCAACCGAUGGGACAUUUGACUUAACAGUUCACAGCAGUGAUGGUUUACAUAGUCCUGUAACUAACAAUGUCCGAGUCUUCUUUGCAGGGUUCAGUAAUGCUACAAUUGAUAAUAGUGUCCUUCUUCGCCUUAAUGUAGCAACAGUAAAGGACUUCUUAACAAAUCACUAUCUGCAUUUCUUGCGCAUUGCUAGUUCACAGCUUACUGGGCUAGGAACUGCAGUACAAAUCUAUGGAGUAUAUGAAGAAAAUAACCGAACAUUUUUAAUGACAGCUGUUAAAAGAGGAGGUAACCAAUAUGUCAAUCCCAGUGGAGUUGGUACAUUUUUUGAGAGCAUCAAAGAAAUCCUGCUCAGGCAAAGUGGAGUAUGGAUAGAAUCUGUAGAUCAUGAUUCUUGUUCUUAUAACCCUUGUCAUAAUGGAGGAAGCUGUCUGAGGAGACUUGCUGUAAGCCCAUUAACAAAAGUCCUGGAAAGCGUUCCUGUAAUUAUUGUGGCAAAUGAGCCACUUAAAACAUUCAUGUGCAGAUGUAUGCCAGGAUAUGAAGGAGAAUUCUGUGAAACUGAUAUUGAUGAAUGUCUGCCACUUCCAUGUCAUAAUGGUGGGACAUGCCACAAUUUGGUAGGAGGAUUUUCUUGCAGCUGUCCAGAUGGCUUUACUGGAAUCGCCUGUGAGAGAGAUAUCAAUGAGUGCCUCUCUACCCCCUGCAAAAAUGGUGCUGUUUGCCAGAAUUUCCCAGGAGGCUUUAACUGUGUCUGCAAAGCUGGCUCAACAGGUAAACUAUGUGAAUCUGCUGUUAAUUACUGUGAAUGCAACCCCUGUUUUAAUGGGGCAUCCUGCCAAAGUGGUGUAGAUGGAUACUACUGCCACUGCCCAUUUGGUGUCUUUGGAAAACACUGUGAAUUAAAUAGCUAUGGCUUUGAAGAACUGUCCUACAUGGAGUUUCCCAGUUUGGAUCCCAACAACAACUACAUUUAUAUAAAGUUUUCUACUAUCAAAACUAAUGGACUGCUUCUGUACAACUAUGACAACCAGACUGGAGAGGGAGCAGAGUUCCUUGCACUGGAAAUAGUAGAGGAGAGAAUGAGGCUGUCGUACAACCUUGGCAGCGGAACAUACAGGCUGACAACAAUGAAGAAAGUAUCAGAUGGACAGUUUCACACAGUGAUUGCCCGGAGGGCUGGAAUGUCUGCAUCCUUGACUGUUGAUACUUGUUCAGAAGAGCAGGAACCUGGGUACUGCACUGUCAGUACUGCUGCCCUUUCAACAGACUGGACACUGGAUGUUCAGCCAAACAGAAUAACAGUAGGAGGUAUCAGAUCCCUGGAACCAAUUCUACAAAGGAGAGGACAAGUACAAAGCCACGACUUUGUAGGUUGUAUAAUGGAAUUUGCAGUUAAUGGGCGUCCACUUGAACCAAGCCAAGCAUUGUCAGCUCAAGGAAUCCUUGACCGGUGUCCCAGGGUAGAGGGUGCGUGUACAAUAAGUAUGUGCCAGAAUGGAGGAACCUGUGUGGAUAAUUGGUCUUGGCAACAGUGUAACUGUAAAGAUGGAUUUACUGGCAAACACUGUGAAAAAUACAUGACUGCUGAUACAGCCUUGUCACUUGAAAGCAAAGGUUACCUGGAAUACACUCUGAGUCAGAGCAGAAAGCGAGAGUUUUUGAUUAAACCACGGAGUGCGGAUUCAGAUCUGAUAUUCGUGAAUCAGCUGGAAAUAAAAUUCAGGACUAGAAGUGAGAAUGGACUAUUGCUUCAUAUCCAUGAAAGCAGUAACUAUACUAUUAUAAAGGUUAAAAAUGGAAAAGUGCACUACACAUCUGAUGCUGGCGUGGCAGGGAAAGUAGAGAGGAAUGUUCCAGAGAUCUACAUAGCUGAUGGUCGUUGGCAUACCUUAUUUAUGGAGAAGAAUGGUUCUACUACUUCGUUGUCAAUAGACAAAGCUUACAGCAAAGAUGUACACCAUAUAACACAAGAUUUUGGAGGCUUAAAUGUUCUUAAAAUGCAGCUUGGAGGUAUUCAGCCUGGAUCAUUGUCCCAAAGUUCCCAUAAUGGUUUUGAAGGAUGCAUUGCCUAUGUGAAAUAUAAUAAGGAAAUUCUUCCAUUCAGUGGGAAACACAACACCGUAAGCAUUUCCAAGUCAGAUUCAGCUGCUAAAAUUGGAUGCAGAGGUCCUAAUAUUUGUGCCAGUAACCCAUGCUGGGGAGACUUGAUGUGCAUAAAUCAGUGGCAUGCAUACUCUUGUGUUCCUCCUGGAGACUGUUCCUCAAGUCCAUGCCUAAAUGGAGGCAGCUGUGAACCAAAUUCACAAUCUGGAUUUACCUGUAUUUGUCCCGAGUCUUACACAGGGAACCUGUGUGAAACUGUUGUUGCUUGUGUUGGUAUUGUUUGCCCCCAAGGUAAUAUAUGCAAGAGUGGAAUACAUGGAGGACACGUAUGUGUCUUGAAUACACAUGCAGAAGAAAUUUCUCUCCCACUUUGGGCUGUUCCAGCUAUUGUAGGCAGCUGUGCUACCAUUCUCGCCUUGUUGGUCCUUAGCUUGAUACUGUGCAAUCAGUGCAGAGGAAGAAAGGCAAAAGUGCCAAAUGAUGAAAAGAAACCCAAAGAAAAGAAGAAAAAGGGAAGUGAAAAUGUUGCUUUUGAUGAUCCUGACAAUAUUCCACCUUAUGGUGAUGACAUGACUAUUCGAAAACAGCCAGAAGGAAAUCCUAAACCUGAUAUAAUUGAAAGAGAAAAUCCAUAUUUAAUCUAUGAUGAAACAGACAUAUCCCACAACACUGAAAUAAUACCAAGUGCUCCCCUGGCUGUUCCUGACACUGAGAUAGAACACUAUGAUAUAGAGAAUGCCAGUAGUAUUGCUCCAUCAGAUGCUGACAUAAUUCAGCACUACAAGCAGUUCCGUAGUCACACUCCUAAAUUUUCUAUUCAGAGGCACAGCCCUCUUGGUUUUGCAAGACAAUCACCACUCCCUCUUGGGGCAAGCAGUCUAACUUAUCAAAGUUCAUAUAGCCAGGGACUUAGAACAGCUACAUUGGGCCAUGCAGGUUGCCCUCCUCCUAAUCCACUAUCACGUCACAGUCCAGCACCUUUUUCCAAGUCUUCGACAUUUUACAGAAGCAGUCCUGCACGAGACUUACACCUUUCAAGAAGGGAAGGCAGCCCUUUAGACAUGCAUAAUGAUGUUUGCCAGCCUGGCAUUUUUAAUUAUGCCACACGAUUAGGAAGGAGAAGCAAAAGUCCACAGACAAUGGCAGGUCAUAGCUCAAGGCCAGGCAGUCGUCUGAAACAACCUAUAGGACAAAUUCCUUUGGAAACUGGACCACCUGUAGGGCUUUCUAUAGAGGAGGUGGAAAGGCUAAAUACACCUAGACCAAGAAAUCCAAGCAUAUGUAGUGCAGACCAUGGGAGAUCUUCCUCUGAGGAAGACUGUCAAAGGCCUCUUUCAAGAGUGAGGAAUCCAGCAGAUGGAAUUCCAGCUCCAGACUCAUCAUCUGACAGUGAUUCCCAUGAAUCAUUUACUUGCUCAGAGAUGGAGUAUGAUAGAGACAAGCCCAUGGUAUACACAUCAAGAAUGCCAAAAUUAACUCAAGUAAAUGAAUCAGAUGCAGAUGAUGAAGACAAUUAUGGUUCUAGAUUAAAGCCUAGGAGAUAUCCAGGCCGCAGAGCUGAAGGUGGGCCUGCAACAGCCACUUUACCAGCUGAUAGCACAUUACCUAUGAAGCUUAGCCAGCAAGCUGGUAAUUUUAAUUGGGACAAUCUUUUGAACUGGGGUCCAGGAUUUGGGCAUUAUGUGGAUGUUUUUAAAGAUUUGGCAUCUCUACCAGAAAAAGCAACUGCGAGUGAUAACGAUGGAGGCAGUGCGGCAAAUACAGUUCCCAAAGAUGGAGAUACAGAACAAUAUGUAUAGACAAACUACAGCUGCAUUGUUAAAAUGAAAAACCUUGUGACAGUCACAAAACCUAUGGUUGUUUACAAAUGAAAGUCUCCAUAUUAACAACUGGCCAGUGAAAGUCCAUCGUGUAGGGAGACACAUUUAAAAUAAUAACCAUAUUGCUGCUGGAGAGACAGAACUGUAUGUAAAAGCAAUUUUGGUCAAUAUUCAGUCCUCCUGCAUGUUUUACAAAUAAGGACUCAGCAUGCAACAUUUUUAAAAAAGAUUUUUCUAACUUUUUUUGUGAUGUUACGCAAUGCAAUAAUCGAGACACCUCAAUUUAAUGUCUCAUUCAGAAUGGGUACAAUAUUGUUCUUUUAAAAGAGGCAUGGAGAUGCUACAAUAGGUACGGUCUCUGAAGAACAGAAAAUGGCCCCGUUUUUACAACACUGCUUAGGGAGACCAAACCUUGAGGGCUGCUGUUUGUUGUCCUUCAAGAAACGGAGCACAGUAGGUUCAAGAUGAACAGCACUUUAGGAACUUCUUAACAAUAUGUUCUUAAUAAAAUGCAUUCCCCUUUGUGAAAUUGAUGCUGUUUUUCAAAAUAACCUAUGCUACUUUGACAGAGAACAUUUAUUUUUCUAAGAGCAGCAGUUCCUUUUUUUGCCAGAUAUUCACUAAUAAAGUGACUUGGAAUCUAGUUAUAAAAAUUGCAGACAACGAACGGAAAGAAUAUAAUUGAACUCUGAUAUUACAUAAAUCCCUUUGCGGACCUUUGUACAUUUAAACUAAGAAAUAUCACAUUAGUGAUAAUGUCAUUUGUAUUGUGGGGUAAAGAAAAAUGUUGUUUUUGUAAUUGCUUUUAUCUGAGCUAUGUUUUUUGAUAUUGAUAUUUUCCUAUGCUGAAUAGUUUUCUUACUUUCAGGGAAAGCAAGAAAAUGCUUUUCUGUAAAAAUCUGUUACUUGUGUAACAUUCAUAUUUUUUAAAUUUUGAUACAACUGUACCAUACAAGUAUGCUUUUCUCUUUGUAAAUGUCAAAAAUAAACUUAAAAUAUUUAUUUACA
Molecule: messenger RNA, 16645 nt
Organism: Xenopus tropicalis (tropical clawed frog)
Lineage: Eukaryota; Metazoa; Chordata; Amphibia; Anura; Pipidae
Gene: fat4
Product: FAT atypical cadherin 4
Exons: 17
Coding region: 728-15616 (4962 amino acids)
Biological process (GO): cell adhesion; plasma membrane bounded cell projection organization; regulation of multicellular organismal process
Cellular component (GO): plasma membrane; apical part of cell; membrane
Molecular function (GO): calcium ion binding
Source: RefSeq, a predicted model, not a curated record